GAAAGGAAAAAAAAAGCCAUGGCUCUGUAUUAUGAUGAAGAUGAUGAGAGGGAAUAUUACGAAUUUGAACCGCUUCCUACGCUGUUAGAGGACGAGGAGAAUGUGUCACUUGCUGACAUACUGUCAUUAAGAGAUAGCUGCCUAAAUGAAGAGGAUAUCUGGGCAGCCUGCCUGGAAUGUUGUUUGUCCAUGAAGAGCAUCUCCCACACUCCACUCUUUCAUACACUUUGCAUCACCCCAGACACUCUGGCUUUUAAUGCAAAUGGCAAUGUAUGCUUCAUGGAGCAGCUUAGUGAUGAUCCAGAAGGUGCCUUUGUUCCACCAGAAUUUGACGAAACUGGCAAUACCUUUGAGGCACAUAUUUAUUCUUUGGGAGCAACAUUAACUGCAGCAGCUGAGUAUGUGAUAGAACCAGAACUGGAGCCAGACCUCAGCCAAGAAUUGAGAAAUCUUCUUGACCAAAUGCAACAGGAGAAACCUGAAAAUAGACCAGAUAUUGAGAGUAUCCUCAGCAAAUGUGAAGAAAAAACAAAGUGUUCCUCAGAUAUUAUCUGCCGUAAUCUCUCUGCCAUAGGUCGACGAGUACUUUCAAUUGAAUCUGUUGGUGCUUUACAAGAUGGCUGUGAAGAGACCUGGAAAGUGAAAAAACGGCAGGCCGGUGUAGGAUAUGAAGUCCAAACAAGUGAGCGAAACCCAGCAGAUGGUUCAUCGAGCAGUGAGGACCUGGCAUAUGAUCGAAGCAUUUUAAAUGAUGGAACAACAGAGGCCAUUUGCAGAGCUGAGAACUAUGAUUACGAUGUCGAUAAAAAUUCAACUGAAGUUAAUGAGAUUUUCCAGCAAGGCUUGGAAUACCCAAGUUCAGCAGAAAUCUGGGAUCGAAAGAAAAAAGAACUAGGCAAUGAUCCUGAAGAGACAGUUUUAGAUAUGAAAAACAACGGAAGUAAUGUCUCCAGGGAUUUGUCUUCUCCACAAAAAAGGACAGUAACUAAAAAGAGAAUUCUUCCAAAGCUGCCAACAGAGAUGGAAGACGAGUCCCAAUAUUUUUAUCGUUCUAAAAGUGGAAUUGGUGGCCCUGUCACACCCACUCCAUCACCUCUUUCACUUUCUUUAUAUUCUGAUAGUGCCCAAGAAUCUUUCUCUUUACGAGACACCGCCAGCAUAUGCAGUACUGUAGAAUGGCCUCAGAAGCUACAAUUUAGGACUAAGAAUAAUGUAGUUUCUUUUGUUGAAAAUAACAGCCUUCCAUCAAAAAGGUUGAACAUCUCUGAUAUAGAAGCAGUACAUAAAAGUAGUUGUAUCCCUGCUUCAGGUAGGUUUAGAGAACUAUCACCGACAUCUCCCUCCAUAUCAGGGAACAUGUCUUGGAAUAAAAACCUCAAAAAUGAAGUCUCAGCAAUUCAAAAAAGCCAAAUUGACUCUCUUACUUCUAAUGGAAUAUUAUUGAAAGAUGGUCCAGUAUUUAGAAACGGCAGGGGGAGUUCUUUAGGAAUAGAAGAGAAUUAUUUUCAUUGCAUACACAAUAAUGUUUCAGUUGAAGAGAGAGUUACUGGUUGUCAUCAUAGAAGUGAUUUCAAACAAAGAAGGUCUACCAGCGUAAGUGACUUAUCAACUGAGAAUGUCAAGCUGUUUGGAUACAUCACGCAACACAAUCAAGAGGAUGAGCCAAGGGCUCCCAUUGAUUCCACUGAAAACAACUGUGCAGACUUUACUUAUGACAGGCAGUGCUUUUCAUUACGAGAGCUACUAUCUAUGGAUGAUAAAACAUUAAAGGAUCAUGAACUGUGGUCCUUGUGCUACGAGUGUUUGAUCAGUUUACAACUGGGUAAAGAUUAUCCAGCCUAUUUGUGUUUAGAGUCUGUAUACAUUGACUGCAGUGGAAAAGUCUUGUUUGUAGCAACACCAAGUAAAGAAACUUUUGAUUCAUUUUAUUUGGCACCCGAAUUUGAAAAACAAAGUGUUGUCACUGAGAAGGUCUGUGUGUAUGGAGUUGCAGCAAUUUUAUGGACAGCAGCUAAAUUCAAUGCCCCAGCAAAUGAGAAGUUAUCAUUGUCAAGAAGUCUAAAGAAGCUGCUACUGAGUAUGGCCAAAAGGAACUCUGCAGAAAGACCUUCUGUUAAAGAGGCGCUGAAGAUUUGUAAUGAUUAUCUUGUUCAUCGAGGAAUUGCCAGCAGGAAGAUUUUGACAUUGCUGAGGAAUUCUAUUCUGCAGAACCAACACAAAGAAGAUGCAUCUGUCAGUGGAAUGGAAUUCCAAACGGAGGAAAUUGAACCUUCUCAUUCUCCAUUGGGAAAUAUUGAUUGCACCCAGGAAUCACCCAGAUUAGGAUUUGUACCUCUUGCUGGUGACAGUAAGCUGACAGCUGUAAAGGGCCCAAUACCCUGUCAGUAUUCUGUAAACAGCAAAUCCCCUUCCAAACUUCCAGAGGCCUUCACUUCCCCAGCCACCCAUUUCAAACCUAUAAUACUCACACAGCACAAAGAGAAAACAAGCACUAAAAUGCCAACCAAUACCCCAACAGCAAAGCAGCUUGUUAAAGCUAUGAAACACGAAAUUCAGAAGAACAAGGGAAUGGUAUCUGUUAAGGAUAUUGAAAAUGACAUUGUUAUGGAAAAAUCUACAAUGGACUUUGGAACUGAAAGUAUUGAAAACAACACAAACAGAUCAAUAUGUUUGGUAUCUUCAGGUCAAACUAUUUCACCUUGUAAUGUUUCUCACACAACUGAAGGCAAAACAGAUAAUAUAUCAAAAACUCUUUCACAAGCUCAAAAAACAAAUUCUAGUUUUUGUUGCUCAGCUGUCUCCACCUUUCCAGCAAACAAUAGUAUUCUUCAUCAGACUUCCAAAUCAGAAAUGCGAACUUUAGCGCCAAUUCAGUCGGUAAUGCCAGAACAAGAUGUUCCAUCUGACGAUAAAAUGAAGAAUUGCUUCCGAGAACCUGCUGUACUUUUAAAUACGGAAUCUGACAGACACAGUGGGGACUCUCUUAAAUUUGUCACAUCCCCCUUGCAGGACACAUCCACCCAUAUGAUUGGGAGCAAUGAGGAUUUGAAAGCAAAGAUCAAAAAGUUCCCUGGAUCAGAACCUUCUAAUGAUGAUUUUAAUGGAUCUGUAGAUACUGAGGAUGUUGCCUCAAAUUCACCAUUAUCUAACAAAUGUUUAUUUACGCAAGAAACAUUGAGGACUGGAAUUCAAGCCAAAACAUUCACUCCCAUUCCUCACCUAACAGAAAUCUCAGAAGAUGUCCAUUUGUCUUCUUCACACAUCUUGUCUUGUUCUUUGGAUGCCCACAUGGCAAUAAAGUCAUCAAGCUCAAAUUCAAUCUGCCUUUUACAGAAAAUAGUACAUCUGAUACAAGAGGAGUUUGCAUUUGAUGGUUACCUAGAGAAUGGAGAGGAAGCUCAAGCCAUGGGGGAGUACAUUUUAUCCUUGAACCGCCUUAAAUUUGGUACAUUCACCAAUGCUAUAUCAGAGAAGUUUUGUGAUCUCUACUGGGAUGAAAAACUAUUGGAGCAGCUUUAUGAAGUAGUUAAUGGUGAUUCUCCUCCACUGUCACGGCUUACGGUAAGGUCAAACACAGGAUCUGGUCUGACAUUACCAAAGAUGAAUAAGAAAAAUCGAAAAUCGCCUAUUCAUGGAACAGAGAGGAGUAAAGACAUUCGGGAGAAAAAUCUACUUGUGUCAGAAGAAAAAAUAGCUGAUAUAGAUGAAACACUUUCUGACAAUCUAUAUUCAGAUGAGGAAGACCAGUUGCACAGCAACACUGAAGUGAUCCCUGGGCAUGAUGUUAACAGUAUAAUACCUGAUGCAAUGGAUUCUAAGGAAACUGCAUCAGACAUUUCUAAGGAGGAAGGAACUUUAUUUCUGAUUGAAAAUACGCUGCAUGUUGAAACUUGUACUAUAAGUGAGAAUUUGAAAGAGAGAUGUAAUGAAGAGAAGGAAGAAACUGAAGGCCACACAACAGAAGUGCCUGAAGCCAGACUUUCUGUCGCUCUCUGGCCCACUUUGUCGAACAUGGAGAGAAAGAGUUGCAACCCAGGUUGGAGCAGCGCAUUUUUUGGAAUGGAAUGUUUUAACCAGGAUGUCAAGACUUAUGUAAAGCAACUAGGUCAACAUAGCUCCAGUGAGACGCAGAACAUAGAAGCAAAGAUGUUGGAACUUAAUCAACAGUUGAUGAUGGAAACAAAGGAUUUUAGAAAAACUAAAACCUUCUACCAGAAACUUCAGCAACAGGAAAGAAGAAGCAAAGGAACAGACACGAAGAUAGUAUUGCCCAAACUAAAAGAGCAGCUUGAAGAAGUGAAGCUGAAGGUGGAGUUCCUUGAAUUGGCAAAAAAAUAUCUUGAGGUAUUGCAUAUGGAACAGUGGGGCCUGAACUCCUCUGUGCUUCCUUCAUUGGUCAGCUCGUCAUCCCAGACUGACAUGUUGGAACUCAAAUCCACUGAUAUUAAUUCUCUCCUCACCUUCCACUCUCUGAAGGACGAUCAGAGCCAUAGCAAUAUCAGACUACAAAUGCUUCAGGCUGGUACAACAAUGGGUUUGAUGGCUUACCUAUACAACAGCAAUGCAGUAAUAGAAGGCUACAUUCAACAGUUCUUUUAUACCUUUCGUUAUUUUACAUCACCCAGCGAUUUGUUUCAGUUUCUAACUGAUCGAUUUGACAGUGCUGCCCAUAUCAGUCUGAACCAGAAAAGAUCAACUGAUUGCAUCAAGGUGCUGAACCGAACUUUAGAUCUACUCCAGGGCUGGGUUGAAGAAUGUUACAAUGUGGAUUUUGCACAAGACAUUGAACUCGUACACAAACUGGAAAUCUUCAUUUCCACAAAGGUUAUUCCAUAUGACGAUCGGGGUCAGCAUUUAGCUAACUUGCUUCACACAUGCUCGAAGGCUAAAAUGGUCCAUAAGUUGUCUCACUUAAGCUUCAGUGCAGAAGACAUGAAGAUUGAAGAGGACAUUCAAUCGCUUCACUCAUUCUCCAAAAAGCUUUCAGAAGAAAAUAUUUCCAGAAAGAGCUUUAAAUGGAAGAUUAGUAAAGGAAGCGAGUCCACAAGCCCUCAGCACAAGGAGAGAUAUUACACCAUUGCAGCUGCAUUACCAAGGCCCUGCUACAGUAGUUUUGCAGCAGAAUUGUCAGGCUCUUGCCAGAAACUUGAUGAGAAAGGGCUUUCCAUGUUGACUGAGUACAGCCCACAGCAUACAGCCCAGCAGCUGACCUUGUUACAACAGGAAUUGUUCCAAGAUUGUCACCCUGUUAAUUUUCUCAAUUCAAGAGCAUUUGGGGUUAAAGACAAAUCUCCAGCAGUCACAAAAUCAGUUUCUCCGGAACCAGUGGUUAUAGAGGGUAACAGUUUAUUUGUGCCAGAGUACAGACAGGAACACUAUCUUAUUCAGCUGAUUAAAUAUGCAGACAAUGUUGGCAACUGGGUUUCUGCUGAAAUUGUCAAUUGUGACACAUCUAAGACACAAAAUGGACUGAUAACAAAAUGUUUAUUGAUGGCAAAGUGUUGUUAUGAAUGGAGAAACUUCGCUACAGCAAUGCAGAUUCUCAGUGGACUGGAAAAUCUGAUCGUGCGACAAUUGCCUGCCUGGAAGAACUUGUCUUCAAAGGCACUAGAAAUUAUGGAGGAACUGACUGCUGUUCAGGUUUUCCUGAAGAGUGACAGCCUGUGUCUAAUGGAGGGAGAUAGCUUCAGGAAGCAACCUACAAUUCCAUGUGCUUGCAUUUUGGCAAUGCAUGUCCAACAAGUAGAAAUAGGUUCUUUUACCAUGGCUAAUGGAACAUACAAAUGGCCCAAGCUAAGGAAAAUAGCAAAAGUAGUAAGUCAGAUUCGAGCAUUUCAAGAAAAUCCCUAUGUGUUCACCCCAGAUUCGGAGAUGCAGAUGUAUCUGAGACAUCGAAUAUCCCAUUUCAGUGAAGUAGAUAUCCAUGUUCUUGCUGCAGAAAAUAAAACUAAUUUCUAUCAGUCAUCAAAUGAAUUGCAUUCUCGCAAGAUUCAAGACACAUUGCGCAAAGUAAAAGCAACAUUUCAGUGAGAUGCUAAAUUUCUGGUCUGUUCUUCAAAGAACUUGAAUUUAUUUUGAUGGUAAGGUCGAGCUAUAGUGUUACAAUGAUGUGUGUCAAUAUCAGGAUUAUUGGUUUAAUCAGUCAUGAUGAAUGGCACUUUUGAAGAUUUCUUUAAAUUUCACCAAUCAGUGAUUUGUAUGAACCAAUUAGAUUGCACUUUAUUGUAUGAUAAAACUGUAUCUUAUUAAAGCAUCACUAUACUAAAAAUAAAUGUUUGAAGACUCACAGCAACCUGUAUUUAAUACACAGAGAACUGUCCAAUUUCUCUCGUCCAGAAAUGGUCUUCAUUUUCCAUUCCUUCCUCCCACCCCCACACACCAAAAAAAAUCAAGCACCUUCAAAUGUGGAGGCAUUACAAAAUACAAAGAGGUCACUAUAAAUCUGAAGUUUGUGUUCACCCAGUUUAUAUUGAGGGUGGCAUACAUGGAAGAAAUAGACACUUUGUAUUCUGUGAAGCGCUUUGAGACAUCUCGACAACAUGAUAAGGUGCUAUACCAAAUGCAAAGAUUAUUAUUUAUUAUUACUUUUGCCCUAAUCACUCCUAUGCACAUCAUUUUCCCCAUCCAUUUUGGCCUAUGUGACUGAAGAUAUUAUCAAUUGGAUAUUGGAGAGGAAUUAAGUGUUUCAAUUCUUUGAAAUCUGGAGUUUUUCCUUAACAUACCAACAUACUUGAUGUAUUUUAUAGUCUAGAAAACUGUUAUGUUGCACAUACUUUCCUUUUCUACUUUUUAAUGCCUGCUAAAUUAUUGAACUCCUGUAUUGCCUCUGACACAUUAAAGUGUCUGACAGGAGGAAUGUCCCCACGUCAUGCAUGCAAGGGAAGGCAACACGUUUUGUUGUGGAGUACCUCAAACCACUUAUCUGAGUGUACCUCAAUCAUUCAAGAGUAGCCUGGCUGAGAUAAGCAAAUUGCUAUGCGGGUAAUUAUAUAUAUAUAUAUGAAGCCAUGUCCUGGCACUCCACAACACCUAUUUCAUAAAGGAGCAAUCAACACAAUUAUUGAUAAUAAUUGUUUCAUCUAGCAUAAAUACAAUGUGUAGUCAAAAACUAAAUGUUUCAAGAGAAUUAAAAAGGAAAUGUUAGCAUAGCUCUUAUUUGAAGCUAUGUGAAGAAUAUUUUUGCAUCUGAAAUAUUCACUUCUUAGAUCCAAUAGUGUGGUAGCAUUAAUGUCAAACUGUACAGCAAAUGAACAAAGGUGCAUAUGAGUUUUUUGGGAUAUGUGUUGUGUACGCAUGAAGUGGUAUACCUUUCAAAAUAAUCGUGAUUUUCACAUUUCAAUUAACUCACCAAAUAAAUGUAAUGUUUUGAUCUGAUUUUUCAGUAUGUAGUUUAGUAUGUAAGAUUGAAAGAGCAUGAGAUAUUUUAAUCAUGAUCUCACCAAAUAUUGUGCAACUCUCUGAAAUCAUCCCUCACCGUUUGUAUUUGAAUGAUGUACACCACUGAGAUGCACGUUUUAAAUGUACUUUAUAAAUGAUUUUUUUAAAAAUAAAUUUUAAUUCCUGUAAUCCUUAAGCAUUGAAUUUGUUAUGUUUGCAAUUUGCAUGAAAUAAAGCAUUAUUAAG
Callorhinchus milii (elephant shark) is the source of this 7623-nucleotide messenger RNA. RefSeq names its product kinase non-catalytic C-lobe domain-containing protein 1. The record is from RefSeq and is a predicted model, not a curated record. Gene Ontology annotation, molecular function: guanyl-nucleotide exchange factor activity. Gene Ontology annotation, biological process: small GTPase-mediated signal transduction. Bases 19 to 6030 code for a protein of 2003 amino acids. The transcript has 30 exons. NCBI's taxonomy places the organism in Eukaryota, Metazoa, Chordata, Chondrichthyes, Chimaeriformes, Callorhinchidae.